This is a messenger RNA of Dentiscutata erythropus, 179 nucleotides long. The record is from the annotation of a GenBank genome assembly. Lineage: Eukaryota; Fungi; Glomeromycota; Glomeromycetes; Diversisporales; Gigasporaceae.
CACUUAAUCCUUCCCCUCAAUCUUCCAACAACUACAAUUAUAUUUCUACUCUCCAGGGCCUUAUUUCAGCUCACCUCAUAUUAACAACUCGAUCUGAGGACAUAUCACACAAAGAGGCAUCACAAAUUGUCAUACAAUCUCUGCUAUGCAUAAUCAAAAACAUCUAUGAACAGAUCUGA